Harpegnathos saltator (Jerdon's jumping ant) is the source of this 565-nucleotide messenger RNA. It is a transcript of the gene mRpL42, whose product is annotated as mitochondrial ribosomal protein L42. The transcript is spliced from 2 exons. The record is from RefSeq and is a predicted model, not a curated record. Lineage: Eukaryota; Metazoa; Arthropoda; Insecta; Hymenoptera; Formicidae. The coding region runs from base 157 to 510 and encodes 117 amino acids. Gene Ontology annotation, cellular component: mitochondrial large ribosomal subunit.
AGCAAGAUGAAUCAAUAAUUAUUCAGUAGUACGACCUCACUGGUAGUAACGAUAUUGUUGUUGGGAAGAAGCUCGCAUAAUAAAUUGUGAGGUUAGAGAUUGAACAUUUACUUUCUGUGAAUAUAUGAAGAUAUAUUGGAGCAUAUAUCCUUCAAGAUGAAUUCUAUAUUACGUACGUUUCGGACUAGUGUCUAUUUUGCGAGACACGCUAAAUAUAGUACUCUACCUUCAGAAGUAGUAAUAUUUACAGAAGACGAUAUGGUUGUCUGUUGGCAUCCAGAGAAACAGUUUCCAUACAAAUAUUCUCUGCCUCUAUCAGAGGUCGUGCACGAGGACAAUUCUGUAUUGCGAAUCGGAGACAAAGAUGUCGCAGAAAUGUUUAAGAAAAAAAAGGAAUUUAUGGUUAUUGAUGAACUAACAAAACUGACAUACACUACUAAACACAGAUGGUUUCCUAGAAGCAGAGAUAAGAAGGCAAAAAAUACAGAGCCUGAUAGACCUUAUCUGUAAAUUUGUAAUUAUUUGUUAAACAAAUUUAAUGAAUAAAAGUUCUUUAUUUAGGAUA